AUGCCCCUGACUAGACGUCAAGGGCUCACCAGACGAUCCCAUGACCGCGAGUGGGUAAAGGAACAAGGUGCUGCACUAAAGCACAAAUGGGGAGGAUCAGGAAAUACCAGGCGUGCCAGUGGGAUUAACGACCUGGUCAACUAUGGUACCGACUCGUCCUACUAUGGGAGUAUAGCUGUUGGGACACCCCCCGUUGCAUUCAAUGUUAUUUUGGAUACUGGUUCCUCCGACCUCUGGCUCGCCUCAUCAACAUGUUACACCGGCUGCCAAGGCGUCCCCACGUUCAACGCAGCCAACUCUUCCUCUUUCCAGAAUUUAACUACAAGCUUUGCAAUCCGCUACGGUUCUGGCCAAGCUGCCGGCGAGCUUGGUAGCGACACAGUACAAAUGGCUGGCUUCCAAGUCACCGGCCAAACCUUUGCACUUGCCGACCAGGUAUCAUCUGGCUUGCUUACGAAUCCCGUUUCGGGUCUUUUGGGCCUCGGAUGGAGCUCUAUUGCAUCUUCGGGAGCGACCCCCUUCUGGGAGACGUUAGCCAAGAACAACCAAUGGUCCGAGCCAGUCAUGUCGUUCUUCUUAACUCGGUUUACCGACGUCAGUGGGGCACGCGAGCGAGAGCCCGGUGGCGAAUUCAUGAUGGGAGGUACCAACACCAAUUUGUACACUGGUGAUAUCGACUAUGUGAAUAUUCCUAGUGGCCAAGAGUCGUACUGGCUGAUUCCUCUCACGGCGGUUGGGGUCAAUGGUGCCAACAUACUUGGCUCGACAGUCAAUGCCGCCAUUGACACUGGAACGACCCUCGUUGGUGGCCCCACCAGUGCGAUUGCAGCCAUCUUUGCCCAGAUUCCAAAUUCCGAGCCCGGAACUGGCGAUCUUGAAGGAUACUACCUUUACCCAUGUUCGACAUCAGUGACGAUCACGAUGACGUUUUCAUCUCGCACGUGGUCGAUCGAUCCAGCGGACUUUUUGCUCAUGCGUAACUCGAAUACGAUGUGCGUCGGUGCCUUUUUUGCCCUUAAUUUGUCCGGCUCGGCACCAUCCUGGAUCGUUGGUGAUACUUUCCUCAAGAAUGUAUACUCCGUCUACCGCUACAACCCUCCCAGUGUUGGGUUCGCCAAUUUGUCUUCAAACGCGCUAGCCCAGAAUGCUCUUGGUGGUACUUUACCCAGUGCCACUAUUGGUUCAUCGCCCGUUUCGGCUACCGCGGCAGCUAAUGGUGCUGUUGGCAUUCCUGACGCGAAGCAGGUUGCAACCAUGGUGGGUGUAGGCGCGGGUGUACUCGGUGCGAUAUUACUUUGA
This is a messenger RNA of Rhizoctonia solani, 1299 nucleotides long. RefSeq names its product aspartyl protease. The coding region runs from base 1 to 1299 and encodes 432 amino acids. Lineage: Eukaryota; Fungi; Basidiomycota; Agaricomycetes; Cantharellales; Ceratobasidiaceae. The record is from RefSeq and is a predicted model, not a curated record. Gene Ontology annotation, molecular function: aspartic-type endopeptidase activity; protein binding. Gene Ontology annotation, biological process: proteolysis. The transcript is spliced from 3 exons.